Messenger RNA from Brienomyrus brachyistius, 1735 nucleotides. It is a transcript of the gene inpp1, whose product is annotated as inositol polyphosphate-1-phosphatase. Gene Ontology annotation, molecular function: inositol-1,4-bisphosphate 1-phosphatase activity. The record is from RefSeq and is a predicted model, not a curated record. Gene Ontology annotation, biological process: phosphatidylinositol phosphate biosynthetic process. Bases 182 to 1297 code for a protein of 371 amino acids. Lineage: Eukaryota; Metazoa; Chordata; Actinopteri; Osteoglossiformes; Mormyridae. The transcript has 6 exons.
AUAAUAAAUCUUAGGUUAAGGAACUGGGAUUGAAGCCAGUACAGACUGGUAACUGCUCGGAUUUGUAUAUGUCGACACUCACCUGGACGAAGAUCUGCCAGUUUAACAGCCAGCGAAAACGAUAGUUUACUAUUGUCGGAACCGGAGGGGGGAAAUACUCAAACUAAGUUUUAUUGAAGGCAUGGCAGAGCUGCUGCGGUCACUGCUGCGUCUGUCGGAGAAGGCGGCUAACAUCGCUCGCAUCUGCAGGGAGGAGGCGCCUCUCUUUCAGCUGCUGGUCCAGGAGAAGACAGGGGAUGAUAAAACCAAGAAGUGUCUUCGGGAUUUCAAGACGCUGGCAGACGUCGUGAUCCAGGAGAUGAUCAGACAUGAUCUUGUUGCCCAGUUCCCACAGCUGACGGGUUUUAUUUAUGGAGAGGAGUCCAACAAGUUUGAGAAUAGUCUCGGAGAGAGCAUCCAGGUCACAGUGUGUUCCUGCGAGGAGGAUACUGCAGCUCUACUGGCCACAGUGCUUGACGGACACCAGGCAGCUGCAGACUUGCUUGCCCAAGCCAUUCAUCAGGACCUCCAGCUGACGGAUGAGGCUGCAGAAAGCCUGGAGCUACUCCUGUGUCCCAGUGAAGUGGCCAUUUGGAUCGACCCCAUUGAUGGAACUAGUCAAUACAUUGAGGGUCGAGAGGUUGUAGUACCAGAAGAAGAAGUGUGUCCAUCUGGACUUCACUGUGCCUUGGUUCUUAUCGGUGUGUAUCUGAGAGCCACUGGAGAGCCUGUGAUAGGAGUCAUCAAUCAACCCUUUGCAGGCCAGGGCUCGAAAGGCCAGCACUUCUGGGGAGUGUCUUUCGGGAGCAUCAAGGCAUCCUCGAUAUCCGGUCCGACUCACCGAUCAGAGGAGCUGCUGUCUGUAGUGCUGAGCUCCAGUGAGAAGCAGAACGUAAAGGUCGCUUUGUCUCCCCUUUGUGGUGGGAAGCUGACGUACGCGUCAGGUGCCGGAUACAAGAUCCUUUGCGUCAUCCUGGGUUUAGUGGACGCGUAUGUCCUGUCAGAGGGCAGCACCUACAAAUGGGACUCCUGCGGCCCCCAUGCCAUUUUGAGAGCGCUGGGUGGGGGGAUCGUUGAUCUUGCAGAAUGCAUUGGCUGUUUGCAGGAAGAUGAAUACCAACAUAUAGAACUUAAGUACCACCAACCAAAGCCUGGGAGCCAAGGGGCAGAGUGCUGGGCCAAUCACGGUGGACUGGUAGCCUAUCUGGACUCAGCUAAGCUAAAGAGGGUAAUUGGAGCUCUUUCAGGCAAGGUAUGAGGGCUAAAUAUGCUGCAGAGUGCCGAUGGAGCUACGUAGAAAUAGCUGGGAUUUCAGAUCUGCAUAAAAGCUUUCAUUUCUGUGUGUAAAUGUGUAGCACAAAAAAAGCAGGGAAACAUUAACGUCAUGUGGAGGAGAACUGGGAGGCCCCCGUAGAACAGCAGCUGGCAAACAUGGAGCUGCUUUGACUUUUAAAGGAACCAUGUAAAGUAGCUGCAAAUGCAGCUUGCGGAUGACAGAAGCCACAGCUGCCAGGGGUUUGGAAGUGGGUGAAGCCCACAGUCAGUGACCAUGUGUGCUGAUUGUCCAUUUCAAAAAGCUUCAUCGUUCCUGCAUUAUUUCGAGAGCUACAGAAAGGUGGCUGUGUUAAAAAAAUGCUUGUGCUUAUUUGAGCAAUCAAGUUAUUAAUGGAUCUACUUUUUAGCAAUGGCUUUGACU